Molecule: messenger RNA, 4765 nt
Organism: Condylura cristata (star-nosed mole)
Lineage: Eukaryota; Metazoa; Chordata; Mammalia; Eulipotyphla; Talpidae
Gene: SFSWAP
Product: splicing factor, suppressor of white-apricot family
Exons: 17
Coding region: 2102-4591 (829 amino acids)
Biological process (GO): mRNA 5'-splice site recognition; RNA processing
Molecular function (GO): RNA binding
Source: RefSeq, a predicted model, not a curated record
GUCUCCUCCUCUCCCACCUGUGAUAAGACAGAUUGAGACUUUGACAGUUUGAGGCCAAAAGUAAAAUUGCUUGUCAUUUGGAGGCAUGGUGACCUCCCGCAGACCCUGGCCUCAUGCUCGGAGCUAGUGUCUUAGGGCUGGUUUCACUGUCUCUAAACCAAGGGUAGGACCCGGAUGUGUUUUUUGUUUUUGUUUUUUUUCCAAUCAAACCUGCUGUAGGCGGCCACCCUGGAGGGUGUUCAGCUACUUUGGGCAGAGGGGGUCGGGAUUGGGGGCUUCUAAAGAUAAUUGAUUUGAAAAGAAUGACAUUACAUGAUGUAGGAUGUUUGCUCCCUCCCCCACCCAUAUUUUCAGUCCCCCUUCCUUUUUCUUUCUGGGUUUUUGUUGUUGCUUUUUUGUUUUUUGUUUUUUUUGUUUUUUUGUUUUUCUUUUUUUGCCGGCUUGGCAACUCUACUUCUGGGGGCCUGGACUGAAAAGCUAACCGUGAUCAACCAUUAAACUGUGGAAUAGUGUCUCCAAAUGAAGGAAGCCCAUCUGGAUUAAAACUGGAUUCUGCAAAGCCCUGGAACAUGACUGUAGGGCCCUCUGAGCUGGCAGAAUGGAACAUUCCUGACCAAUAGGCCCUUUCCAUCCCUGACAUGUCCCUUCGGAGCUAGCGCUAGACAACAAGGACUUCUGAGGGGCGGGUUUCCCAUCAGGUCUGAACCUGAGGGCUCCACACUGUGCUCAAAUCUGCUGUGCCUUAAAUUCACGGCUCCUUUGAAUGAUGCUUCUGAGUGCAGCAGGCUGCUUGCUUUCCAGUAUACCUGUGGUAUUACUAAUGUUUCACAAGUGAAGAAGUCUGAGCUAUUUCUAUAGUUUGCCAACAUCAUUCUGUGCAUGGUUUGAGUUAGACCUUCCAAAACUAGUGGGGAGCAAACGCUACACAUGUACAUGUGUAAUAUUUUUUAAAUAAUUUGAGUUUGUAAGUUAAGGAGGUUUACAGCAAUAUAAAAAUAAAAUUGAAAUUUAAUAAAAUGCAAUAAUUGUCCGCCCUGGAGUUUUUGGCCUUUUUUCUUGUAAAUGGGUUUUUUAAAUUCCUCGUUACAAAAGUCAGUUUUAAAAAAUUAGGCAGACUUUUGCUUGUCUUUAUUUGUUUUUGUGACCCUCAAUCUCAGUGUAUUAAGUAAAAUUCACUGACUCACUUGUUUAUUACCUGACAGCUGCACAUUCACAACGCCUUUGUUGAAUCAUUUAUGUUAAAAACAGCAGAAAGUGCUCUUCUGAGUCCCAAUUUGGCUAAAGUGCUACUUGAGCUAUGCCCACAGAUGUGGGUGUGUCUCCAUACGUUUUAUUCCCGGUGUAAAGUCUGGAAGAAAAUAUUUAUACUGCCUCUAAUAGUUUUGCUCUGUUUCCAGUGAACCUCCUUAAACUGCAUGUAUAUGUCACUGUUCCGAUGUAUGUGUGUCUCUCUAUCACAUAACCCAGCACUUAUUUCCUCAGCCAAGUGGCUAGGGGGCGAGCCUAGCCAAGAUUUUACCUCCAAUGGACGCAAGUUUCUUUGGUGAAGAUUUCUCCUGAGAGUUCGGGACUAGCAGAAAGAAGCGAGGAAAUUUCGACCGUUUGGUUCUUACGGAUAGGUAUUUAUGUAUUCGGUUUGUGUGAAUGUAAGCUAUGAUAUUUGACUUUUCAGAAAAAAAUUUUUUUUUGCAAAUGGCAUUGAAUGGUUGACCAAACUGUAAAUGGUAAGAACUGCCAGUGAAGUGGGUACCACUUACGCUAUUAUGCAAUUGCUUACCUUUAUCAGUUUUAUAUUAUAUAAAGGAAUUUAGACUUUGCUAAGAUAACUCAAGUUUAAAAGUAGGUGAGAUGUGAAUAGCCAAGUUAAAUAUAAAUCUGAGGAGAGUUUUUAUGUUUAUUUUAAUAUUUUUCUUAUUUUAAUCGGUAAGUAUACCUCUAAGACCUCACACGCCCAGCUGGGUGUCACUUUCUCUCCACUGACCAGUGUGUUCAUAUUGCAGAUAUGAUGGGCGUGGUCACCUGCAUGACCUUUCUGAGUAUGAUGCUGAGUAUUCCACCUGGAACAGAGACUACCAGCUCUCUGAAGAGGAGGCUCGAAUAGAUGCCCUGUGUGAUGAAGAGAGAGGAAGAAUACAAGCGAUUGAGUGAAGCCCUGGCAGAGGAUGGGGGCUAUAAUGCAGUGGGGUUCACUUAUGGCAGCGACUAUUAUGACCCGUCAGAGCCAACAGAGGAAGAGGAGCCUUCCAGACACAGAGAAAAAAAUGAAGCUGAAAAUUCAGAGGAAAACGAGGAGCCUUUUGUUGCCCCUUCAGGAUUGAACGUGCCACCUGACGUGGAGCUGCCACCCACAGCCAAGAUGCACGCCAUCAUCGAGCGCACUGCCAGCUUUGUGUGCAGACAGGGCGCACAGUUCGAGAUCAUGCUCAAGGCCAAGCAGGCCCGAAACUCCCAGUUCGACUUCCUGCGCUUCGACCACUACCUCAACCCCUACUACAAGUUCAUCCAGAAAGCCAUGAAGGAGGGACGCUACACAGCACUGGCCGAGGGCAGGGCCGACGAGAAGAAGAAGCCAGGGCUCAGCUCGGAUGAGGAGGAUGACGAGGAGGAUGGGAACUACCUGCACCCGUCGCUCUUUGCCUCCAAGAAGUGCAGCCGCCUGGAGGAGCUCAUGAAGCCUCUGAAGGUUGUGGACCCGGAUCACCCCUUGGCCGUUCUGGUCCGGAAAGCCCAGGCUGACAGUCCCGCCCCGCCCCAGCCUGCAGUAGAAGGAGGUGCCGCCACACAGCCCCCCGCAGAGGAGUACACGGCUGAUUCAACAGUGGCUGCCAUGUACUACAGCUAUUACAUGCUGCCGGAUGGCACCUGCUGCCUGGCACCCCCCCCACCUGGAGCCGAUGUCACCACCUACUACAGUGCCCUGCCUACUGGAGUGGCCGUGUCUGGCUCGGCUGGGGUGACAGCCGCUGCCCCACCCCCUCCCGGGACCACACCACCACCACCCCCCACCACCACGGAGACCAGCAACAGCAGCGGCAGUGGCACAGGGACCCCCACCACAAUCACCACAAGUGCCCUUGCUCCUGUGGCAGCCAUCAUCCCCCCGCCGCCUGACAUCCAGCCCGUCAUUGACAAGCUGGCCGAGUAUGUGGCUCGCAAUGGCCUUAAAUUUGAGGCCAGUGUCCGCGCCAAGAAUGACCAGAGGUUUGAGUUCCUGCAACCAUGGCACCAAUACAAUGCCUACUAUGAGUUCAAGAAGCAGUUCUUCCUCCAGAAAGAAGGGAGCGAAAGUGCACAGACUGCACCAGCCGCGGAGGAGACCCCCACAGAGGCCACCCCAGAGCAACUGGGCGAGAUUGGGGAGGAAGGUGCCCCCGAGGACCAAGCCGACGGGAGCGGGAGAGGCGGCACUGGCGGGAAGAAGGAGGCAUCUUCUACUAAAAGCCUUGCAGAUGGAAAGCUGGUGAAAGCCUCGUUUGCCCCAAUCAGCUUUGCAAUCAAGGCCAAAGAGAACGACCUGCUUCCCCUCGAGAAGAACCGUGUGAGGUUGGAUGACGACAGCGACGAGGACGAGGAAAGCAAGGAUGGGCAUGAGGGAGUCAGCAGUGCCGCCAACCCCAGCCCCGCCGCCCCACCCUGCACUGCCACUGAGGAGAAGAGGCCCCAGCUCACCCAGGAGGAGCUGGAGGCCAAGCAAGCAAAGCAAAAGCUGGAGGAUCGGCUUGCAGCUGCUGCCCGGGAAAAGCUGGCCCAGGCAUCCAAGGAGUCCAAAGAGAAGCAGCUCCAAGCAGAGCGCAAAAGGAAGGCGGCCCUGUUUCUACAGACCUUGAAAAACCCGCUGCCGGAUGCGGACGUUGGGAAGAUGGAGGAGAGUCCACUCAGUGCCGAGGAGUCCAGUGCAGUGCCUGGCCCUUUGCUGACUGGAGGCCGGCCUGUGCAGGCUACAGACAUGAAGCCUCCUGAAGGGCGGUCCAGCAAAAGCAGAGACCCCCCCAGAGAAGAAGAGCGAGAGAGGAAGAAGAAGAAGCACAAAAAGCGAUCACGGACGAGGUCACGCUCCCCCAGGUGCCACUCUUCCUCCCGGCCCCGGUGUCGAUCCCGCUCCAAGGCCAAGCACUGCCUGCCCAGCGCCUACCGCACAGCCCGGCGCUCCAGGUCUCGUUCCCGGUCCCCUCGGAGGAGGGCUCACUCUCCAGAGAGACGGAGGGAAGACAGGAGUGUCCCCACCGCCUAUCGUAUGAGCAACAGCCCCGGCGUCAGCCGGAAGCGCACCCGGUCCAGAAGCCCCCAUGAGAAGAAGAAAAAGAGGCGCUCACGGUCGAGGACCAAGUCCAAGGCCAGAUCCCGGUCGGGGUCCCCAAGCAGACAAGCUGCACGCCGGCACUCGGCCCACUCAGCCCACUCGGGCAGCGUCUCUCCUGUGGAGAGCCGGGGCUCCAGCCAGGAGCGGUCCAGGGGAGUUUCUCAGGAAAAAGACGGUCAGAUCUCUUCAGCGAUUGUCUCUUCCGUGCAGAGCAAAAUCACUCAGGACCUCAUGGCCAAAGUCAGAGCAAUGCUCGCGGCUUCCAAAAACAUGCAGACCAGCGCCUCCUGAGGGCACCCGCCAGGAGCCCUUGCUGGGCUCCCCGGGCAGCCGGUGUUUUUGUAAAUUAACUUUUGAUGACAUUUUGAGUUUAAGAUUUUUGACCAGCAGUCUCUUACCUGUAUAUUUGUAAAUAAUAUCAUGUUUCUGUGAAAAUGUAUUAACAAAUAAAAUGGGAGAAAAACA